AUGACUCCCCACACCCAGUCGCACUCGCACGCCAGGUCGGGCUCAGCCUCGGCGGUACCCCAUCAUCACACCCCGCCUGAUCACACCAUCGCCUCCAACUACCCCUCUGUCUCUCACUAUACCGCUACCCAGCCCCACUCGUCUCCCGCUCAUCACCCGAGUCCGGAGCAUACAUCCCACUACUCUCGCCCCGCCGGCCAGGGAGGAGCGCACGGCUACACCUCAUACCCCCCUCAAGUCCCUCCCGUCCACGCUGCUCAGGCGCAUCAGGCGGUGGCGCCUCUCCCUUCCCUACCUACCUCGACAUCGGAAAGCGAGCAUCAGGCACCCCGUAGCCCAAUCAUCUCACGUCUCCGCCGGACCCUGGUCGGUCGACACCCUCUCAGCAAGACGUGGGAGAAGGCGAGCUUUGCGGAGGAGUGCAGGUCGGCGCCGGCCAGUAUGGUGACGAUGCCGUCUGGAUCUGCAUCUGCGUCUGCGGCGCAGGGUACUGCUAUAAUCGGGGGACAAGGGAUCAGGGAGGAGGUCUGGGCAGAGGGCAGAGCAGCGGGCGAUGGAGUCGGAGAAGAGGGGACUGGGCGGAGAAGGGAGAAGAAGGGUCGAGCUGGCGCUAGCGGUCUAGAUGGGGCAUUCUCACCCUCCGGCCGUCCUGUCUCCCUAUACGCCUCCCCGGCCGCUAUACGCGCUUUCAAGCCCCUCCCGCCCAACCUGCCCAGUACGCCCGCUCCUGCCCACCGUGGUCUGACGUCUGCGUAG
Messenger RNA from Dioszegia hungarica, 756 nucleotides. RefSeq lists its product as uncharacterized. The record is from RefSeq and is a predicted model, not a curated record. Bases 1 to 756 code for a protein of 251 amino acids. NCBI's taxonomy places the organism in Eukaryota, Fungi, Basidiomycota, Tremellomycetes, Tremellales, Bulleribasidiaceae. The transcript has 2 exons.